This is a messenger RNA of Aspergillus sclerotioniger CBS 115572, 1005 nucleotides long. RefSeq names its product kinase-like protein. The coding region runs from base 34 to 966 and encodes 310 amino acids. Gene Ontology annotation, biological process: peptidyl-threonine phosphorylation; peptidyl-serine phosphorylation. The record is from RefSeq and is a predicted model, not a curated record. The transcript has a single exon. Gene Ontology annotation, molecular function: protein serine/threonine kinase activity; ATP binding. NCBI's taxonomy places the organism in Eukaryota, Fungi, Ascomycota, Eurotiomycetes, Eurotiales, Aspergillaceae.
UAUUCUAGCAGCAUCCCCAAACGUUAAUAUGUCAUGGCUCACCCCAUAAUCAUCUACCCAGCUGGCGUUCGCCGACCUAUGGUCGCAUUUGGUUCCUCUGGGAUAAUCUGUCGCGAUUCCUACAACGACACCGAAGUUCUAAAAAGUCCGCUUCGACAUGACCUGAGUAGAUGCAGCGAAGAGACCAUUCUAUCCAUGCAAGAGGAAGAGUCCUUCUCCUCGAUGAGCCUUGAACGAGAAAAACUCAUAUACCGAUCUCUUCCUAAGCACAGGGACAUUCUCAAUUGCCUCAAGAUAACAGAGACCAGCAUUCGCUUUCCGUACAUGCACAAUGGACACCUUCGUGAUUACAUCCGGAAGAACUCCGCACAGGUGGAUGAUCUAACUAAAGAUACUUGGAUACAGAAUGCCGUGAUGGCAGUGCAAUUUAUCCACGCCCAUUCCGUUAUUCACGGAGAUAUCAGCGUCCGCAACUUUCUUGUUGCGGAUGAUCUCUCCAUCAAACUUUGCGAUUUCGCAGGCUCGGGCAUCGGGGAUUUGUCCCCUGUUGUUAUGGAAGAGGAUCGGUAUAGGAAAUCUCCUGACGAGCCUCGAUCGUUCCAGACGGACUUGUUCGCUCUUGGUUGUCUGAUUUUUGAGAUUGUGGUGGGCUCACGCCCUUACGAGGAUAUCGGCGAUGAUGAUUGGGAAAUCAUUGCAGAUAACUAUGAUCGUGGGGUCUUUCCGUCGGUGGAGGGCUUGAGAUAUGGAACCGUCAUUUAUAAGUGUUGGACCUCGCAAUAUACGGAGGCCCGUCAGAUUCUCUUGGACAUUGGAAAUGCAGAUUAUGGAGGAAAGGAGCGAAGUGGGGAUGAUGUUCGGUCUGUUUGGCCGAGUCUCCUCCCAGUGCAUGCUCUUCCGCCUCUGGGGAUACUGCCAAUUGGUAUACUUGCAUUGUGUGCCUAUCGAAAAUACAAGUGGACCUAAACGAAUAUGAGAUGAAAGCGGAGAAAGUGAAUCAAAAUG